Messenger RNA from Haliotis rufescens (red abalone), 1141 nucleotides. RefSeq names its product NADH dehydrogenase [ubiquinone] 1 alpha subcomplex assembly factor 3-like. NCBI's taxonomy places the organism in Eukaryota, Metazoa, Mollusca, Gastropoda, Lepetellida, Haliotidae. The coding region runs from base 123 to 806 and encodes 227 amino acids. The record is from RefSeq and is a predicted model, not a curated record. The transcript has 5 exons. Gene Ontology annotation, cellular component: mitochondrial inner membrane. Gene Ontology annotation, biological process: mitochondrial respiratory chain complex I assembly.
UAACUCCAUACUAACCGUAGUCACAUUGGUUUGACUUUCUUGUGGGAAUGGCUCACUGGGUGCAUUGAAAACGAUGAUAAAGUCCAUUUCUGAGUCACAGCGUGGAAUACAGCACUGACUCCAUGAUGCUUUUAAGGAAUAUUUCUCGUUGUUUACUUCGCAGAUUGCACCCACAGUUUAGCGCGACACCUGUUCGACAUCACAACAUUGAUGGCAACGUCAACGCUACAGCAACCACAGUCACCAUCCUCAGCAAGGAAGACGACACAGUAACAUUUAUAGAUGCCUACAGCUCUGUUGGAUUCAAACUCAACAAUGGUUUCCGGAUAUUUGGGCCAUGUGCUGUGUUUCCGCGAUCAGUUCUUCAUUGGAAUGUGAGCGGCCCGGAGGACAUCAGCGUGGAUUCUCUUUCACUUUUCACCAUCUUGGAACCGAAGAUAGACAUCUUGGUUCUUGGCAUCGGGGACAAAGGUGCAAAGUAUGACACAAGUAUCAUCAAGUAUCUCCGUAGCAACAAGAUCAACGUGGAAGUCCUGCCCACGGACCAGGCGUGUUCGACCUUCAAUUUCCUCAACUCUGAGCGGAGGUACGUGGCCGGCGCUUUGAUUCCUCCCACAUACAUUCACAUGCAGCACGACGAGGAUGCACUGGUCCGCACACAGCUGGAGAGACGAGGUUUGUACGAGAUGGAGUUCAACCGUACCCCUGACACCCCGGGGGAGUUCGAGGACGAGGUCAAGGACAUCAAACAGAGGGUGUCCAAAUAUGUCUCCAGAGAUGAGGAUGACCCCUCCAAGAGAAAGUAAUCUUUAUAACUUCCAUGGAGAAUCGAGUUUACUCAGGAAGAACUUUACAAGCUGUGAAAAAAAGACAUUUGUGUUACAAGGUAAUGUCCUUCAGAGGAAUCAGGUUUGUUCCUGGUUGAUUUACAGACUCUAAGGGGAAUACAGACCAGAAUUGGUGUCCUGUGAAGGAUUAAUGUUUUUGCCACUUCAUUGAUAGACAGUCACAUCCCCUGCUGUUGGUUGAAGGAACUAUUUUGUUUCUUGGCAAGAAACAUUGUUAAGAAACUUAAGUUGUUUGUACUAGACAGUGUUGUAUAGUGGAGAAAUAAACCAAGACUGACUCUGAAUACCAAAAA